CGUUUUACUAUUUUAUUUAUACCCUGUAGUAAAUUAUUUAUACCGCAUUAACAAUAACAUGUAUUUAUUUAAAAUUAUAAUAAAAUAAACGAAUACUAGCCACAUAAGUUAUUAAUUAUUACAUAAAUGUGUAAUAAUCUCAACAAUAACAUCAUUUUGACAGCAAUACAACUACACAAACAUACGUAAAAGGAUUUUGACAAAAUUUGGGCAGGUGAAAACCAAACAAAACAAAGUGACUAAGAAAAAACAACAAAUAUUGCAGCUAUAAGAAGAAAAUAUUUGUUGCAAAAGGACAGACAAAAUGGGUUUCAUGUAUAUAUUAAGUUGGAUAGCAUUAAUAUUACAAAUAAUAUUUGUAACAAUAUCAAUAGCGGCCGGUUUAUAUUAUAUUGCUGAAUUGGUGGAGGAAUAUACCAGUGCUGCUCGCAAAGUCAUCAUGAUGAUGAUUAGCUUUACCAUGUUUGUUUAUACUAUGUUUAUAUUCUGUGAUGACUUACCCUGGAGUAUGUUGGUUAUGGGUUUUGUUACCCAGUUCCUUCAUUUAGCUAUAAUGAGUAAUUUUCCAUUCAUUAAAUUCUUGUCGCUGUCCUUUAUUGGUACAGUGGUGUGUCUAAUAGCAAAUCAUUUGUUAGCUUUUCAACAUUUUACCUCAGUAUAUUAUCCAUUUACUCAGAUUUUAGCCUAUUUCACCAUUUGCUUGUGGAUGGUGCCUUUUGCUUUAUUCGUUUCCUUAAGUGCUAACGACAAUGUUCUGCCCACCACCAUCAGUGAUAGUGACCAUCACAUGGGCCAAGAUGUGGUUAGUAAUUAUUUUUCACGUGGCAAAAAACAGGGCCUUUUAUCAUUAUUCAACUACGUAAAAGACUCCAUAAUGCCGGGUCGAAAUAAAAAAUCAUUUUGAACUCUACUAAAUUGAAAGUUAUUGGAGGUCAACCCCAACUCAGAGUGAAUAAUGUAUAUUAAUAAGUAAAGUGUUUUUCUUGGAUUUUAAGACAGAUUUUUUCGAAAUAAAGACUAUUUCUAUAAAAUUAGCAUAAA
This is a messenger RNA of Calliphora vicina (urban bluebottle blowfly), 1041 nucleotides long. Its product is annotated as protein TEX261. Gene Ontology annotation, biological process: endoplasmic reticulum to Golgi vesicle-mediated transport. The transcript has 3 exons. NCBI's taxonomy places the organism in Eukaryota, Metazoa, Arthropoda, Insecta, Diptera, Calliphoridae. The coding region runs from base 305 to 904 and encodes 199 amino acids. Gene Ontology annotation, cellular component: endoplasmic reticulum membrane; COPII-coated ER to Golgi transport vesicle; Golgi membrane. Gene Ontology annotation, molecular function: COPII receptor activity. The record is from RefSeq and is a predicted model, not a curated record.